AUGAAGCAUGAUGGUCCAUCGACACCGGCGAUAGUAUCGGUGCUCGCGGGUGGCUUCGCGGGUGCUGUGGAAGGAGCGGCGACAUAUCCCUUCGAGUUUGCAAAGACUCGAGUUCAGCUCCGCGAGCAGAAAGGCCAACCAACUCCCAAGAAUCCGUUCAAGGUGGUCUACCAAGUCUACAGUAGAGAAGGUCUGAAGGCUCUCUAUAAAGGCUGUGUGCCACUUGUCAUUGGAUCCGUCGGCAAAGAUGGCAUCCGUUUCCUGUCAUUCGACACCAUCAAGAAUACCUUCAAGGACCCGGAGACCGGUACAUUGAGCCCUCUUCGCAAUCUACUGAGCGGAAUGGCUUCGGGUUGUGUGGCCAGCAUAACAGCAGUCACCCCUACCGAGCGAAUCAAGACUGCACUCAUAGAUGAUGCAAGAAACGAAAAGCGUUUCAACUCUGCAACGCACUGCGUGAAGACAAUUCUCAAGGACGACGGCUUCCUUGGACUUUACCGGGGCUUCGCAGGAACCACGCUCAAACAAGCUGGCGCCACGGCCAUGCGGAUGGGGACGUACAACAUUUUGAAGGACUUUGAGCGGACGAGGGAUGUCCCGCAGAAUACUCUGACCAACUUCGCGAAUGGUUCAGUUGCGGGUAUAGUGACAACUCUAUCCACCCAGCCCUUUGACACUAUCAAGACACGAUGUCAGAGUUCAAGAGGAGCCAGCACAGUGGACGCGUUCAACAGUAUCAUCUCCGACUACGGCGUUAAAGGUUUCUGGAAAGGGACAACUAUGCGCUUGGGUCGCACCGUCUUCAGUGGUGGUAUCCUUUUCACCACAUACGAAUGGGCAGCCGCGAUACUCAACCCAGCCUUCCUGCCCAAAGAAGUCAGAGGAGCUUAA
Molecule: messenger RNA, 891 nt
Organism: Fulvia fulva
Lineage: Eukaryota; Fungi; Ascomycota; Dothideomycetes; Mycosphaerellales; Mycosphaerellaceae
Product: Tricarboxylate transport protein
Exons: 2
Coding region: 1-891 (296 amino acids)
Biological process (GO): mitochondrial citrate transmembrane transport
Source: RefSeq, a predicted model, not a curated record